Messenger RNA from Camelina sativa (false flax), 1032 nucleotides. RefSeq lists its product as uncharacterized. Lineage: Eukaryota; Viridiplantae; Streptophyta; Magnoliopsida; Brassicales; Brassicaceae. Gene Ontology annotation, molecular function: protein binding. The record is from RefSeq and is a predicted model, not a curated record.
AUGUUAAGAGUGCUGCACAACCUCAAGUCGUUUCGAUCCACCGUUCCACUUCAGAGUUUCCAGGUUAUAACAGAGUUAAGGUCGUUUUUGGGUAAAAGAAUGUCUUCUACAACUGUCUGGAGCAUGAGAGAACGUUCUCCUUCUUCCUAUUCACUAAAGAUCCAAAACUUCUCCCAACUUGAGAAAUCAACUCUUUCCUCUGAUGGCAAAUAUCAAUCCCGUAUCUUCUCCUCUGGUGGCUACGACUGGAAACUGAUAUUGUAUCCGAAAGGGAACGAUAAUGACAACGGAAGUGACUUUAUUUCAAUGUAUUUGAAAUUAGAUAGCACUAGCUUGUCCUCCAAACCAUCAACUGAGGUGUUCGCGGAUUUUCGGUUUUUCGUCUUUAACAAAAAAUCAAACAAGUACUUUACCAUUCAAGAUGUAGAACCGAAGCCGUUCAAUAGUUUAAGAUCUAUGUGGGGAGUACCGCAAGUGCUUCCGCUUAAUAUAUUCAAAGACCCUGAAAAUGGAUUUGUCAGUACUCAAGGUCAAUGCGAGUUUGGUGUUGAUGUCAUUGUUGCUCCACCCCCUACUAAUUGGGAAAUCAUCUGUUUUAAUGACAAACUCCCUUAUCCCAAAUUCUCUUGGAGAGUUAAGAAUUUCUUUGAGCUGAAAGAGCAUUGUCACAGGUCACGCAAGUUUACAAUUGAGGGAAGAAAAUGGAUUCUAGAGUUGUAUCCCAAUGCCUGCUUAACACGGGACCGAGGCAAAUGGAUCUCCAUUUUUCUGACUCUCGAAGAGAGUGAAGGACUUGACCAAGAUGAAAAGAUUUUCAAGCAAGCUAAUAUUCGAGUGCUAGACCCACGUGGAUCCAACCAUUUGUCAUGUUCAUGUACGAGGUGGCACGACAAAUUAUAUCCAAGUUGGGGGUUAGCUCAUUUUGUGUCUAUGGAUGAUCUUAGGAAGAUUUACUUGGACGUGGAAGGCGCUUUGAAUAUAGAGCUUGAAUUUGAUGUUGUUUCCACAACCAGAUUCUCACCCCGCCUUUGA